Molecule: messenger RNA, 813 nt
Organism: Fusarium subglutinans
Lineage: Eukaryota; Fungi; Ascomycota; Sordariomycetes; Hypocreales; Nectriaceae
Product: alpha beta hydrolase
Exons: 3
Coding region: 1-813 (270 amino acids)
Molecular function (GO): hydrolase activity
Source: RefSeq, a predicted model, not a curated record
AUGUAUCAACUCGAUCCCGUCAAUGCCGCUUUUGCUGCAAAGAUUGCUAGCUCGCCUUCUCCGCACGAGACAGGCAAUUGCCAGCAGGCCUUCGACAAUCUAGAAAAACUUCAGAAAUAUGAGCCUGCAGAAGACAUUCAAACAGAGACUAUAGAAGUUAGUGGGAAAUAUGGUCCUACCACUGUUGUAUUGGUUAGAUCGAAAUCUCUGGUCAACAAGUCCCUAUCGAUGGUGUUUUAUCUUCACGGUGGUGGGUAUAUGAUGGGCAGUGCAAAGUCUUUUGCUGUCUUGUUGGAGGACUUAGCUCGGCGAACCGGCGCAGCUAUAGUCUUCCCUGAGUACACAAGAGUACCGUAUCAAACGUUUCCCUAUCAGUUUCACCAGUCAUAUGAAGUCCUUGAAUACAUAGUGCAACAUGCAAGUCAGCACCAACUUCUGGCUGAAACAAUUGCUCUCGCUGGAGAUAGCGCUGGAGGCCACUUGGCUAUCGGCCUUACUUAUCUAUCAUUGCUGCAAAAACUACCAGCCAAAAUUGGUCACCUCCUUUUGUGGGCUCCCACCACAACGUACGACACGAAACUCCCCUCACACGAGACGUUCAAGAACGCACCCUUCCUUUCACAAGCCUCAAUGAAAUGGAUGCAUGAUUCUUUUAUGCCCAACGAAAAAGAUCGUAAGACGCCGCUGGCGUCUCCGUUAAUCUAUAUCCCGGACGAACUUCUUGCUCAGUUUCCACCAACUGUACUUUUCCUAUCAACUAUAGACCCGUUUGUGGAUGAGGGCGUGGCUUUUGCAGAAAACUUGCCGGGUUAG